Molecule: messenger RNA, 937 nt
Organism: Cucurbitaria berberidis CBS 394.84
Lineage: Eukaryota; Fungi; Ascomycota; Dothideomycetes; Pleosporales; Cucurbitariaceae
Exons: 2
Coding region: 20-814 (264 amino acids)
Source: RefSeq, a predicted model, not a curated record
GUCUACUCAACCUUGAUCAAUGCAAAAUCUACGGCCAGUCUGUCUUAGACUUUGGCCAGGUAUCAACAAACAUUGUGUUGGAUCGCACUGCCGUCCAUGUCUGCCCCAUACUCUGAUCACAUCUCAGAGAUUCCCUGCUGUCACGCGCCUGCUAACACACGCUUCUCGCGCCCUCCAAGCACGUACAGUCAUGGAAACUCCACGAGCACCAUUCCUCUCCACACUGCAACAGUGCCUUUCGCUUGAUUCGCCCUGGGGCUUCGUUAUCUACCGGACUGCGGCCUAUGCGCCAAACGACGCUGCAAAGUGGCAAGCUUUCCAGCAGAAAUUCAAUUCAAUGAUCCAGGAAUCUUUCGAGAGCGCCGCUGGCCCGGAGGAAGAAGUUGCAGCAGCGCGACAAGGGUGGACAAUCCGAUGGGAGGAAAAAACAAACAUGGCAGAGUGGGCAGCUGAGGAUGUCAAAAAGCAUUACGAAGUUCUCCUUGCAUCUGGAAGUCUGCCUGUUGGUCUAUCGCACCCGCUAUGUUUAAUGGUAACGUCUGCAGCGAUCAAGUCCAUUUUGGAUGCGCCAUCGCCGCUGCCGCGCUAUGAGUAUUCCUCAGGCGGACGCGGCGCACCGUUUGUUGUUGCAGUCGAUCUUGCGGAUCUUGAUGACGAGGACAAGAACGAAAUUGAAGACGAGAGAUAUAAAGGGCAUUUCAACGUCAGUGUACAGUGUCUUCUUGACGGUCUCUGGCCGAUUUUGAUUGAGCAGAUGUGCGACGUGGAGGAACUGGGAAGAGGAGUGAAAAUGGAAGAAGUGUGGGGCAUGUAAUCCUUAAGAUCCCAAGCUUCACGAUUUGACUUCAUAGAGAUGACCUCAUCAAGUAUUCUUUGUUGGCGCACGUUCUAGCAUAUUUUCUCUGCAUUUUGAAUUCAAUUUAGUCUACAAGUCCAU